CUCCCUCCUUCCCCUUCAUCCCGCCUCCUGCAGCGGCUCCUUCCUCCGCCCAGACGCUCGGAAACUCCCUUAUUGCGAGCUCAGCCUCCGCCGGGUCGGCCGAGGCCGCCGUCUCUCCCUCUCCUUUUCUCCGUCUCUGUCCUCUCGGGGUCUUGUCUGUCCCCGUGUCUCUGCGGCCGAGCCCCCCGACCCCCGACCCCCGACCCCCGGCGAGGACCAGCCCCACCGGCAUGAGCCCGGCCGCCCGGUGAGGCGGAGACGACGCCCCGGCUGUGCAGAGAGGAGGGACGGAGGGAGCCUCCGACAACGCCUUCCCAACGCCCGAGUGAGAGAAAAUGUCAGUCAGCAUGCAUGAAAAUCGCAAGUCCCGGGCCAGCACGGGCUCCAUCAACAUCUACCUGUUCCACAAAUCGUCCUACGCCGACAGCGUCCUCACUCACCUGAACCUGCUGCGCCAGCAGCGCCUCUUCACAGACGUCCUGCUCCACGCGGGGAACCGGACCUUCCCCUGCCACCGGGCCGUCCUGGCGGCCUGCAGCCGCUACUUUGAAGCCAUGUUCAGCGGCGGCCUCAAAGAGAGCCAGGCCAGCGAAGUGAACUUCCACAACUCCAUCCACCCGGAAGUCUUAGAGCUCCUGCUGGACUACGCCUACUCGUCCCGGGUCAUCAUCAACGAGGAGAACGCCGAGUCGCUCCUGGAAGCCGGGGACAUGCUAGAAUUCCAGGACAUCCGAGAUGCCUGCGCGGAAUUCCUGGAGAAGAACCUGCACCCCACCAACUGCCUGGGCAUGCUGCUGCUGUCAGACGCCCACCAGUGCACCAAGCUGUACGAGCUCUCCUGGCGGAUGUGCCUGAGCAACUUCCAGGCCAUCAGUAAGAACGAAGACUUUCUCCAGCUGCCCCAGGACAUGGUGGUGCAGCUCCUGUCCAGCGAAGAGCUGGAGACGGAGGACGAGAGGCUGGUCUACGAGUCCGCCAUCAAUUGGAUCAGCUACGACCUGAACAAGCGGCACUGCUACCUCCCUGAGCUGCUGCAGACGGUGCGGCUGGCCCUGCUCCCGGCCAUCUAUCUGAUGGAGAACGUGGCCAUGGAGGAGCUCGUCACCAAGCAGAGGAAGAGCAAGGAGAUCGUGGAGGAAGCGAUCCGCUGCAAGUUGAGGAUCCUGCAGAACGACGGGGUGGUCACCAGCCUGUGCGCCCGGCCGCGCAAGACCGGCCACGCCCUCUUCCUGCUCGGCGGGCAGACCUUCAUGUGUGACAAGCUGUACCUGGUGGACCAGAAGGCCAAGGAGAUCAUCCCCAAGGCAGACAUCCCCAGCCCCCGAAAGGAGUUCAGCGCCUGCGCCAUCGGCUGUAAAGUGUACAUCACCGGGGGCCGGGGCUCGGAGAAUGGGGUCUCCAAAGACGUCUGGGUGUACGACACCCUGCACGAGGAGUGGUCCAAGGCCGCCCCCAUGCUCGUGGCCAGGUUCGGCCACGGCUCCGCCGAACUCAAGCACUGCCUCUACGUCGUCGGGGGUCACACGGCAGCCACCGGCUGCCUCCCGGCCUCCCCCUCGGUGUCACUGAAGCAAGUGGAGCAGUACGAUCCCGGGACCAACAAGUGGACCAUGGUGGCCCCGCUCCGGGAAGGGGUGAGCAACGCCGCGGUCGUGAGCGCCAAGCUGAAGCUGUUUGCUUUCGGCGGGACCAGCGUCAGCCACGAUAAGCUCCCCAAAGUCCAGUGUUACGAUCAGUGCGAGAACCGGUGGACCGUCCCGGCUACCUGCCCCCAGCCCUGGCGCUACACCGCCGCCGCCGUGUUGGGGAACCAGAUCUUCAUCAUGGGCGGGGACACGGAAUUCUCCGCCUGUUCGGCGUAUAAGUUCAACAGCGAGACCUACCAGUGGACUAAGGUGGGAGACGUGACCGCUAAACGCAUGAGCUGCCACGCGGUUGCGUCCGGAAACAAACUUUAUGUCGUCGGCGGCUAUUUCGGCAUUCAGAGGUGCAAGACCUUGGACUGCUACGAUCCUACGUUAGAUGUGUGGAACAGCAUAACCACGGUCCCAUACUCCCUCAUUCCCACGGCGUUUGUCAGCACCUGGAAACAUCUUCCUUCUUAAUCCCGAGGUCCGACUGGCAGAUGCCGGUUAGCAGCCACUCUAUCUCUUGAUGAAGCAAAUGAACUUCAGCUUUGGAGAAGCGGAUUUUCACAAAGAAAAUACAUUUAAUAAUUCUGGAAUGGAACAACGUACUCUGCACCUUGUAUAUCUUCCAGCCUGGACAUGAAGGAAUGGGAGAGGGAGUUGGGGGGUGGGGGUGGGGGGAUGUCUCAGUGCAGCAGCACAUGGUUUAAAUAUGAAUGAAUGAACCUGUGAUCUAGUCGUUGUGCUAAUAAUUGUGGAUUAAUGUCAAUGUUAAUCAGCCCUUCCGAAAAAGAGAAAAAGGCGGACGUUUUCCUCGCUGCGCCACGCUCGGCUCUUGAUUUCCACGGACUCCACCGUCUAUGUGUGAAAUUUGAAAUGGCUGUCACCUCUCCUUUGGAGGAGGUGACCUGAAGAGUCAGCAGCAGCCUCCGCGAAGGCCAUCCGUCCGCAGCAGGGUGACGCAGCCGGGGGGUCGCUGCAGAACUUGGCCACAGGAGCCUCAAGGCAGACGAGCCCAGGCUGGAGCUUCGUCGAGACCUUCCUCAGGCCACCCUCUCUCUCUCUCUCCCCAGUGAAUGUUUCUGUUGGCCAAGCAGCAGGCCAACCCUCGGAGGAGGAUUCCGAGCAGUGGGAAGGUGGGGAACUCCUCUCCCCGAUCCUUUAUGAAUGCUCUUCGUAUUUAUGUGACUUUAAACUCUCCCUUGACUGGUAUGUUAUUUGUUUGUAGGUUCUAGCUAUUUAUUGUUCCGUGCUUGCAUGCUGAAACAAUACCUGUAGUUGUCUUCACGUGUAAGGACUCGUGUGACUGGUUGUAUGUUUUGCACAUUUUGUGGUUUUUACUGUGCUUUUGCAGCGCAAAAAGGAGAACUUUUGGAACAACUUUCGGGGUGGGUGGGGGAGGGGUUUUUGUCUUUUGUUUUCUCAUUCAGAAAUAGCAGGAUUAUAAGGCUGGAUCUUAAAACCACACACAUCCUAAAGGAAGGAGGAUGGAGAUUGCUUUCUCAGCCUUCCAACCCACUGGGGUGUGUAUGUGGUGUGCUUUGUACAUCUUCUGGCCCAUGUUUCUCCCUUCCCCACUGUCACUCAGCCACAGUUCUUCAAUCUGAUCACUUCUCCAGCGGGCUAUUUUAUUUUUUUCCCCAAUCUGGAAAGGGCCAAGUAAGAAUUUUUCAAUUUCUUGUGUACCUUCUGCUUGCCUAGAGAUAGAUAAUUCUGGAAUAGUUGUGGUGCACAAAGCACUGUUAAAGGCAUUGUCCAAAGUCUAUUUAUUUAUUUAUUAAUCCUAGGGGAAUAUUUUGCCAUAGCCACAUUUCCCAGGAGGACCGAAGCCUCACAUUUUUCAGACAUGGAGAAUUAGGGAACAAAUGGAAGUGAGGCCCGUGAAUGCCACUGUCAUUAUCCCCAAAGGAGCAGCCCAAGAAUGAAACUGACCCAAAAUGACUUUUUGGAGCUUGGGCUUGCUUUGUUCUAACGGCUAAUGAAGCGGCCGAAAGGUGCACGUCUGACACCAGGCACUUGGGAGCGGUCUUCUACCUCCACACUUCUAGCUCCUCGAUUCUAGUUUUGAAUCAGUUUUGGACUCAUAGUUUUCAGGUUCUGAAUUCCAUAACUCCCCAUCAUUAAGACUGGGCAGUUAGUACAAAGCUUGCAUUGCUUUUGUUAGGGGGUGUUGAAAAGACCAGGAUCUCAGAAUGGGGACAGCUUGCAUGGCCAUCUUUCACCAUUCAGAAUUUUAAGAAAAUGGACUCUGGUGUGCACUGCAAAAAUGCUCCUGUGUCAGUGAGGCAUUGCCUUUUCUGGAAAUCAAAUCUGGUACUCCAAUCCUGAGGUCUUUACCACAUGAAAAUCUUGACACUGGCUGUUCCUUAACGGCUCUUUCCACUUGUGUUACGAACAAGUUAAAUAACAUUUGGACCCAGAUUCUGACCUCUUGAAAUCAUUUAAAAAAAAAAAAUGCCUCGGUCAUUUUCUAGCAGGCUGCUAAGGGUCAAUAUCUCCUUUUACCGACUAUCUAAUGAAGUGGGUAAAACUUUUGUUCUUCAAAUUCACUGAUUAUGGCUAGGUAGCUUAUGGUGCAGAUCAGGCUGUGGUUUUUGAGUCCUCACAUCUGUACGGAGGGUGGAUUUCCAGCAGCUGUUUCAGAGCCACGCACUGUUCUUGGAUUGUGUGUAUGACACAAACACAAACUCACACUAAUGUUAGAAUGGGCCUCAGGCCCUGCCAGGAACAUUUUGGUUUCUCACCCUGGGAAUUGACUAGGAAUCCUGGCUCGGUGCUGCACCAUCCCAGCCCUGCACAGCACUCCGCUACACACACUUGGAGGCAAAUGCAGUUCACAGCACAGCGCACACAAAAACCCUGGCAUAAGACGUGAAGGUUCUUCUUAUUUUGUGGGCCGGUUGCUGUGGAAACGCACAACAAAGGGCAGCCUUCCACUUCUGCUAUAAUUGUGUAGACCCUUUUCUCCGGGCCUGACACCUGUCUGAAUAAGACUGAUUAGAGCUGAAUAAUGUCCUUUCCUUGACUAUUGAAGAUGUGGUUCACGUACUUUAAAAAUCUGUAUAAGUGAUGAAGUAAAAUGUCUGUGUUGUGUCUUUUUGUUUGCUACUACAUUUUAAGGUUUUGUAAAACUGCAUUUUUUUUCACAAUGUGAAACUGAAGGUCAAUAAAUUAUUUAGAGAUUUUCUCUUGAA
Ornithorhynchus anatinus (platypus) is the source of this 4822-nucleotide messenger RNA. RefSeq names its product ectodermal-neural cortex 1 (gene ENC1). Gene Ontology annotation, molecular function: protein binding. Bases 336 to 2105 code for a protein of 589 amino acids. The record is from RefSeq and is a predicted model, not a curated record. The transcript is spliced from 3 exons. NCBI's taxonomy places the organism in Eukaryota, Metazoa, Chordata, Mammalia, Monotremata, Ornithorhynchidae.